AAGCCUAUUUUUCCAUAUUUUCCCAAAUCCAGAGAAAGCGAUUCAAUGCAGAUUUUAAAACGUCUGAGUAGAGUAGGCUAAACAAACACAUCAUUAAUCAAGAACUUUCUUUCUGCAACAAUAACACCAAAUAGACGUCGCCCACUCGUAGCUCGUUACUAAAACCUAGUGUUGAAAGUUUCCUAAAGUAAUAACUGAGGCUCAAUAGAAUUCUCCAAAUAGCUUCAGGGUUAUAAAAUCUUAACACAUGACGAAUGAUUUGUGAGAAAUCUCACCACAGAGUCAUUCUGCUGUCUAACGGAACGCCUUCUCCCUGCCCCCUGGAUAGCUAAGGAAGUUUGCAGCCGUCUCCUCUUACGUCCCGUUAACGCAUGCGCUACAUAUUGUCGGGAAGACUUCAAGAUUCCCUGGGGCGAGAGGAACACCGGUUGAAACUAUGGCUUACUUUGACAAAAGUUAAUUUGUCGCGGAAAAGUUAGUUUGAUAAGGUUCUACAAUUCAGAGAAGCAGUAUACUCUUUGCAUCGAGCCUCUACACAUUUGAAUGCGAACGCAAUGUCUUUUAACCAUGAAACGCCGUUAAACAUUGGGAAUAGCGGUGAAAAACUUUUAAUGUUAGGUCUUUGCUGGCGAAGACAGACUUCUCAGAGAUGAAUUUCGGUGUGCCAGCAAACGCGCUCCUGCUUCGUGCUUGCGAUGAAGGAGACUACGAGAGCGCCAAGCGGAUUCUUGAGCCCGGGGCGAACGAGUCGGGCACGCAGUGCCGAAGCCUGCGUUUGGAUGCGGCGUCCGAGUGCAGCGUCGAUACCACCCGGGGAGUCUCCCUCGUCCCCGUGGACUGCACCGACGAGGAGGGGAACACGGCCCUUCAGUUCUCCGCCGCCACUGGACACGAGAAUCUGGUCCGGUUCUUGCUCAGAAAGGGGGCUUCAGCGGACAGUCGAAACAACUACGGCUGGACGCCACUCAUGCAAGCUGCGAGGUUUGGUCACCUGACGGUGGCGCUGAUCCUGCUGGAGCACGGCGCGGACGUUAAUGCCCACAACCGCGUGGGCGCCAGCGUGCUCAGCAUGGCAGCUCGGGGAGGGCACUGCCACGUGGCCAAGCUCCUCCUGGAGUCGGGCGCCUUCGUGGACGACUACGACCACCUGGCCAUCCCCGAGGCCCCCAGCAUGGACAGCGGCAGCGGCGGCGGCAGCGGCGGCGGCAGCAGCAGCGGCGGCAGCAUCUCGGGGGCGGGGCUUGGGGAGGGGCUAAGCGAGGACUGGGUGCGGGCGUUCCUGGAGGUCACCCCUCUGCUGGUGGCGUGCCAGCUGGGCCACGAGGGCAUGGUGCGGCUGCUGCUGGAGUGGGGCGCCGACGCCACCUUCGCCCAGAAGUGCACGGGCUGGAGCGCCCUCAUGCUGGCCACGGCGGCGGGCAAGGUGAGCGUGGCACAGCAGCUGGUGGAGCGGGGCGCCCACCCCGACCACCUCAACGCCCUCGCCAAGACCGCCUUCGAGCUGGCGCUGCAGCUCAAGCACAAGGAGGUCAAGAACUACCUGGACGCCAUCACCACCGUCAGACCACAGUCAGAUGACGAGAAGAGGAGGCCUGAUAUCUUCAGAGCUCUAAAACUAGGUAACACGCAGCUGGUGCGGGAGAUCCUGGACGAGGAGCCGGCGCAGGUGAACGUGGCCAACGCUGACGGGGCGUCUCCGCUCAUGCUGGCGGCGGUGAGCGGUCACCUGGAGAUGGUGCAGCUGCUCGCGGACCACAGCGCCGACACGGACAAGCAGGACACCGUGCAUGGCUGGACAGCACUCAUGCAGGCCACUUACCAUGGUAAUAAGGACGUGGUGAAGUAUCUUCUGGGCCAGGGAGCCGAUGUGAACCUGAGAGCCAAGAAUGGAUACACCGCCUUCGACCUCGUUAUGCUACUAAACGACCCUGACACGGAGCUGGUGCGUCUGCUGGCGUCGGUGUGUAUGCAGGUGGACAAGGAGAAGCUCAAGCAGCAGAGGAAGACGCCCCUCCUGCGCUCCAAGAGCCGCCAGUCACUCAACAUGCCCCUCCCCCCAGACGACAGGGGGGGCCUCAAGUCCUGGUGGAACCGCAUGUCCAAUCGCUUCCGCCACUUGAAACUGACCCACACGCUGAGACACGGCCUCUCCACCAAUCGGCUGACCCCGUUCUCCGACGAGCCCGAGCCGUCGCUGGACAGCACCAUGAAGGCGGACUGGAAGAAAAGCAACACUCCUGCCACUGGCCCCAAUGGAGCUGUAGCGACAUCUAGUGGACAACCCACGCAAGACACCAGCACCGCAUGGGCACCCAAGAGCAGAGAUAGUGGUAUUGGAAGAACUGGCUCUGAGAAGGACGACAUCCUCAUCACGACGAUGUUGAGGAAUGGUGCGCCACUCACCAAGCUGCCCAAUGACAAGCUGAAGGCGGUGAUCCCGCCCUUCCUGCCGCCGUCCAACUUCGAGCCGUGGAACUCUGACCGCUCGCGCCUGCUGAAGGAGGGCAAGACCACCGAGGCCCCCCGCCUGCCCAUGCCCACGCGGCCCACCAAGGCCCACCUCAACAGCAGCGGCAACUCCGACAUCACCUCCAUUAGUCGGGUGGUGAGCAGCAGGUCCAUUAAGUUCCCCAGCAUUGGCAAAGGGUCGUCCUCCUCCCCCUCCAACUCCGGGAACUACAACUCCCCUCACUCCUCAGGAGGAAACUACAACUCCCCUCACUCCUCAGGAGGGAACUACAACUCCCCUCACUCCUCAGGAGGCUCCAACGGGGUCGCGGGGGUCAACCGCCACACUUCCGACUCCCACAACCGCUCAGGGGGCAGUGGUGCGGACAGUGUGCUGUCCCAGAUCGCUGCCCACCGGAGGAGAGCUGCAGGGCUGCAGGAUGCCAAGGCCGUUUCCCAGGAGACGCCGUGCCCGACCCCACUACCAGCGCCACCCACCGUGCCCACCCUCCCCGAGAUCACCCUGCCCGACAUCCACAGCACACACACCCUGAUCACCGCCGACCUGCACACCCGCCGGAAGGUGGAGCUGAAGAAGCGUCCUCAGUCGGGCAACUCGUCCACGUCCAAGAGCACGUCCCCCACGCUGACCCCCUCCCCCUCCCCGACCCCCAAGCCUCCAGGGGGCGACUCGCUGUCCUCCGCCUCCUCACACCCGCGCUCCAAGAGCAGCGGAGGGUCCAGCAGCGGCACCAUCACAGACGAGGAUGAGUUGACAAGCAUUUUGAAGAAGCUCUCCCUGGAGAAGUAUCAACCCAUAUUUGAGGAACAAGAGGUGGACAUGGAGGCCUUCUUGACCCUGUCGGACGGGGACCUGAAGGAGCUGGGCAUCAAGACGGACGGACCCCGGCAGCAGAUCCUGGCCGCCAUCUCCGAGCUCAACGCUGGGAAGGGCCGGGAGCGGCAGAUCUUACAGGAAACCAUCCACAACUUCCAGUCAUCGUUUGGGAGCAGCGCCAGCAACCCACGGCCGCCAGGAUACCCUCGCUCUCCGACCGGCUGGACCCGGCACCAGGUCCGCACCCCCAACAAGAGGUAGCCCCAUCGGCCAAUCACAGAUGGACUUCCCCCAUCAGGGGGCCUCUGAAGUCAUGUGACUCGACUCUGCGGGCUCUCAUUGGUGGACGAGGUUCCCUUUGACGCCAGUGUUCCAGAGCACCUUCGUGUGUGUGAGGACACUGCAGCUCAGCGCUUAUCCGCCCCCCCCGCCCCCCCGCCCCCACACACACCCGAGGGGGCGCUGCCACGGCCGAGCAGGGCAGGAUGAGAGGUAGAGGGGCAGGUCCAGGGUAACGCCCUCCUCCCCAGUCCACAGUCACCCCAGGACAGAGCGCCUCUCAUGGACUCAUGUGUCUAUGGAGGGGCACCAGGAGACGUGCACUUACACCUCAUGGACACCAGGUGGCGACAGAGGGCUUGCAACAGAUGCCUCAGGAGGCAGAAAGGUCAUUUUAGGUUUUGCCCUGUAACGCAUCAUAUGGGCAGAACCAUGUGUGGAGGAACGCCUGCAGGGGCAUCGAGAGGAGAGCAAAGAGUAGAGGAGCAGGGGAGGAGAGGAGGAGAGAGGAGAGGAGAGGAGAGCACAGUACAAGCCAUGGAGUAGAGGAGCAGGGGAGGAGAGGAGGAGAGGGGAGGGGAGGGGAGGGGAGGAGAGGAGACGAGAAGAGUGGAAAGGAGUGGAGAGGAGAGAACAAAAGAGGAGAAGAGAAGAGUGGAGAGGAGAGGAGUGGAGAGAACAGGAAAGGAGAGAAGAGGGGAGGAGAAGAGUGGAGAAGAGAGGAGAAGAAAGGAGAGGAGAGAAGAGGGGAGGAGAAGAGUGGAGAAGAGAGGAGAAGAAAGGAGAGGAGUGGAGUGGAAAGAACAGGAGAGGAGAGCAGAGCAGAGGUGGUGCUUCUAGAAGAGAAAUACAGUAUAUGGGGAAGAGUUCUGGAAAGAGACCUCCGCUUGUGUUAGUACUUAUUACAGUUUUUUACAAUCACUUUGCUACUAUUUUCAGAACCUUGAUGUCAUUUUUCACAACUCUAGACAGAAAAUUCACAACCAAUGAUCAAAAUGCAAAUUUAUCAAAACUCUAACCCUUUUCUCAAUUGCUUGGAUACAAUACACAUACAACUUAGAUCAUUUGUUCAUUCAACAAAACUCACCUGUUCAAUAUGAUACAACUUAACUAGCCUCGCGAGCCAUCCACGUACUUCCGGCCAAGGAUUGCCUCCACUACGAGUCUGGCCGUGCUCCUCUGUGGAGCAUUCUGCUCGGUAGAAUUGUAACAGAACGCCCCCCCUCCAGAAAGCAGCCAAUAAACGAAGAGACGGGUUGGUGGGGGCGAAAGGGGGAGGGCGCUCGUGACGAUGACGUUAAACGCCUGCGCUAUGUUGUUAUGAGUAACUAUCGCCGAUUGGGUGAGAGCUGUCCAAUCAAUUCAAACCAGAACUGGGCGUUACUUCCCGCUUCCUGCAAGCGCUUCAGAGCAAAGAAAUUCCAGACCAUAAUACGAAAUGAAAUGGUAGUAUUAUGGGAUGGUUAGGACCAGGCUACAACUUAACAUCAAAGUACUACUAUUUCAAAAGGCAAUUCACACAUUACAUUUCAAAUGAGCGUCUAUUCAUUUCCUUAUAAUGAUCUAACUAUCAAUUGAUACAACUGCUCAAAAUGAUAAGUAACUGUUGCAUUACUCUUAAUGCAUAGUUGUAUGGAAACACGAAACAGACACACAAUCUUCCAUGUUUACUGCAAAUCAUGAAAGUUUCAAGAUACUGUAAUGAGAUUCACUGUCACCAAUUAGUGUGGAGCAUGAACCAAUUAGACUACAAUAUCCAUGGAUGUAGCCUAAUAUUUUAUAUCUUUAUAUACAGUAAAAUAAAUGUAUAUUUUACUUUAAUUCAAAUAAACCUAUUGUGAUUGUACUGUAGUGUUUUGCAUCAAUAUAUUACAAACUUUGUUCAAUGAUUCCACUGUGUCUGUAGUAUUCUCUCUACUAUUGCAGUACUUUUACAGAGAUGUGUUUACUGUACUGUUCCUGUAGUACCAAAAUGAAACCUGUAUCACCUAUUUUGUUCUACAAUAUCUAAUGAUUGUACGAACAAUGACACAAUGAAACUAUAGGUUACUUGUGUGCGGGUGAUCUAUAGUUAUGUUUCAGUGGCAUUUCACAGUAAAUUUGUUUUUUGAACCAAUGAUUGUGCGAGUGCAAGAUUUCUUUGAAGAUGUGAAUGCACAAUCUAAUGUUUUGAAUAUUAGAUAACCUGUGUUACA
Molecule: messenger RNA, 5760 nt
Organism: Sardina pilchardus (European sardine)
Lineage: Eukaryota; Metazoa; Chordata; Actinopteri; Clupeiformes; Clupeidae
Product: ankyrin repeat and SAM domain-containing protein 6-like
Exons: 16
Coding region: 650-3547 (965 amino acids)
Biological process (GO): innate immune response
Cellular component (GO): nucleus; cytoplasm
Molecular function (GO): protein binding
Source: RefSeq, a predicted model, not a curated record